Messenger RNA from Acanthoscelides obtectus, 246 nucleotides. Lineage: Eukaryota; Metazoa; Arthropoda; Insecta; Coleoptera; Chrysomelidae. The record is from the annotation of a GenBank genome assembly.
AUGGAUAAUCAGGCAAUAGUACAGAGCUCAGCGGUUCAAUGUCACCCCAAACUAUUGAAAACACUCUCUUCCAGGAUUUUCGUAUUGAUAGGGCAGCUGGACAGUCUCAAGCAAGUGAAAGUGCUGCAGCCUCGAUUGUCAACACCGUCAUCAUCAGCCACCGUAUGUCUGCCAGGUGAGCCUCUAGCCACGGAACUGUCGACUCAUGAAGAACGACAACGUAAGUCGUGCGUAAAAUGCACCUGA